Encephalitozoon romaleae SJ-2008 is the source of this 1539-nucleotide messenger RNA. RefSeq lists its product as hypothetical. The record is from RefSeq and is a predicted model, not a curated record. Gene Ontology annotation, molecular function: protein binding. Lineage: Eukaryota; Fungi; Microsporidia; Unikaryonidae. Bases 1 to 1539 code for a protein of 512 amino acids. The transcript has a single exon.
AUGGGGGAUCAUACCUACAAGAAGAAGGACUCUGGCAUUUACGAUGCACUGAACAUGCUGGUGUAUGACUACUUAUUAAAGAUGAAGUACGAGGGAUCAGCAAAGAUAUUUUUCGGUGAGGCUGGGCUGGGAGACUUCAAACCUACAGAAGGUAUGCCUAUACUCGCCCAAUGGUAUGCAGCAUUCCAUGAUAUUUCAGCAGUUAGAUCAGGUCUGUCAUCAAAUGCUCAGGACCUGAACAGAAUAGAAGGGAUAAUGAUGAAGCUAGAAAAUGAAAAGAGACGGUACCAGCGCAUAGGAAGGGUUGACCCGACCAGCAUGGGAUAUGGUGGAUCGAUGGAUCCUUAUAAACAAUACCCUAUGUAUUAUCAGCCUCAGCAAUUUGAUCAGAGAAAGAUGUAUGAGAUGUAUGGGCAUGUAUCACCACCGGUAGAUGCAACUCCGGGGUUCUACGAUCCAAGGAAGGUAGGGAUGGGCACGCCUGGAUACAAGACAAGCCAGGGUUACUCUAGAUAUCCUAGGUUUGAAGACCAGAAUACACCUUCUACUAAGAUGCCUUCAAGACAAUUCAGAGAUGAAGGAAGGAACGGUAGUGCACCUAGUCCCUCUAUGUCUGCAGCCCAGGGCAACAAUAGCCCUCUAUUUGAAUCUGCACUUGGGACAAGUGAUAGGCAGUUUGGUUUAAAGGAGGUGAUGACAUUUAUGCCUAAUGAGCACACGACUGUAUGCUCUGUAGUGGCAAGGGACCAUAAACUUCUGUUUAUUGCAUCUUCUAAUAAGACCAUUACAGCCAUCAACCUGUUAUCCGGAAAGAGCGAAUCGGUUGUAGAAACGGACGAAAGGCAAGUGAUAGAAAUGAAGAUAAAAGAAUGCGAAGGGAUCAUAACAAUAGUAUGUGGGAUUGGAGGAAAUGAGCUUCUACUGGUAAGAUGCAUUAUCAAGGAAUCCACGAGCUUAGAGGUUUUUGGAACUUUAAAAGGGCAUACAGCCCCAAUAGUUAGCUAUGAAGUCCUCGACUCUAUUCAUUCCCUUGAUAGCGGGGGAAUGAUGAGAAAAUGGAGUCUUGAAGGCGUGUUUGAACGAGAAGAAGUCCUUAGUGGAGAGAUCCUUCAUAUAUGCUGUAUAUCUGAGGAUAACUUUAUGUUUGCUGAUAGACAAAGGGUUUAUGUAUAUGACUUUGAACUUAACAUAGAAAUGAUGGAGAUACUUAAAGGCCAGGCCUUAGAGAUAAAACGUAUUAAGGAGGGAUUUAUUGUAGUAUUUAGAAACCAGGCCAUCUGGUUAGAUAAGCGUAUCCAAAAGGUCAAGCUACUAAAUGUAAAUGAAAAUAUAAACACAGCUGCUCUGAUCGAUGAAGAUAUUGUGGCAGCUUCAUCCCAAAGCGCUUGGUUUGACAAUGGAAAGUCCUUGGCCAAAAUGAAGCUUCACGAAACAAAUAUAAUAAGUCUAGACGGUGUAAAUGUAUUUAGAAAGCCAAGCGUUGUUAGCUGUAGUGCUAAUGGAGAGUGUAAGAUAUGGAUCAGAUAUAUUGGAGAUUAA